AUGCUGGCGGCGCUGCCGGACGGCGAUGAGCGGGAGCUGGAGAGCAGCGAGGAGGGCAGCGGCGGUGUGGGAGACGAGCGGCGGCCGGAGCGGCACGGCAGCACCUACCACAGCCUGUACGGCUACCGGAGCCGCAGGUCAUCACGGCGGGGAGCGGAUGGCGGCGAUGGCGGCGCGGCACCUGGGAGCCCCCCCGGCCGGGACUUCAGCCUCUCUUUGCUGGACACAAACUUACCAGCUGAAGCAGAAACCGAACUGCGUGGUUUUAUUGCUAAACGCCUGGCCAAAGCAGCUGUUUUCGAAGGGAUGGGGAAUGUAGCAACUGUGGAUUUGAGUAUACCAGAAUGUAAAGUUGGUUGUUAUUACUGUCUUUUCCAACAAGAAAGUCUUCUAGAAACAGCAACACUGGAAUCAGAAAUCAGUGCUCCAGAAUAUGUAGUUUGUUUCCUAGGUGGCUCAGAGAAAGGUCUGGAACUUUUCAGACUUGAAUUGGACAAAUACGUUCAAAGUCUGAAGCUAAGCCUUGACUUGGAGCAGAAAACGUUGGAGACUUGUGUUAACCCCUACUUAAGAAGCUGGUUUGAGAAUUCCAUAUGCCCAAUUCAGAGAGUAGUACAGCUCUUCCAGGAGAAACUGGCCUUCUUGUUACACGCUGCACUGAGUUAUACUCCUGUGGAAGUAAAAAAUGCAGAUGAAAGAACAGAAAAAGACAUUAGCAGGUUUCUGGCAGCUGCUAGCCUCCAAGGCCUUGUUCAGGAAGGCACAAUGACCUCCUUGUGCAUUGCCAUGACUGAGGAACAGCACAAGUCAAUGGUUGUAGACUGUACUGGAGCCCAGCUUCAGCUGCACAAUGCAGGAAGCAACAGAUUCUGUGAGGACUGGAUGCAUGCUUUUGUAAAUGGUGCUGAAGGUGGAAAUCCAUUUCUGUUCCGGCAAAUUUUGGAAAACUUUAAAUUGAAGGCAAUACAGGACAUUAACAACCUGAAGAGGUUUAUUCGACAGGCUGAAAUGAACCACUACGCCUUGUUCAAGUGUUACAUGUUCUUAAAGAACUGCGGCAGUGGAGACAUCCUUUUGAAGAUAGUUAAAGUAGAACAUGCAGAAAUGCCAGAAGCCAGAAACGUAGUGACUGUCCUUGAGGAAUUCAUGAAAGAAACAGCAGUGGCUUAAAAUUAUCUUAAUUAUCCUACAGCUGUUGGAGAGUAUUGUAUAAAUCAUUAAUUUCUUCUGUGCAGCUUAGUUUCACUACUGCAGAAAGUUUUCUUUUAAAAGCAUUACCUGAGUCAAACCUAAGUGGCAAUUUCAGCUCCUUCUCUCCCUUUAGAGAGAAAGCAGCAUGAGCUCUUUUUAAUGUGUAAAUAUCAGAUCUUAAAAAACACUACUUUCACAGCUUAACAUUCUCCUGAACUGAUGUGUUCAUCUUGUGAGAAAAUCAUUACAUUUGUGGGUUUUGUUUUGUUUUGCUUUUUUAAAGCGUUGGCAUGACAAAGGAAAGUAUUUUAAAUAUUUUAAGUAUAUUUAAAAUUAUCAUGUCUAAUAAUUAAGAUCCGUUUACUUGUUUUAGUAGAAAAAGAAGCACAAACAUUUAGAUAAAUGACAGUAAAUGAGUUCAUCUUUGUUCAUGUGAGAGACCAUAAAAAGUCUGUAGCUAGUUUCUACUUCCUACUUUCACAUCAACAGUUUUGUUCUUCUACGAUUGAAGAAACAAGUUAUUUAUUGACAGGAGACAGAAAGCCUGGGCAGGGUUUUAGGACUCAACUUAUAUGUGCUUCUGUCUGUUCAUGUAUGUGCUGGGCAGGCAUGUUAAAUUCCCAGACUAGGUUAUGAAUCCAAUUCAUUUGUUUAUAUUCUUGUGACCAAGAUCUUCUUUGUACAUUCCUAGCAUCGCUUUUGUAUAAUGAAAAUAAUUGUAUGUAGUGAAGAAUUAAUCGUGAAGAUUUUCUAGAGUCAAUAAAACUUCUUCAUAAAUUGAAAUAAACUGUCCAAAAAAGGACUGAAAACA
This is a messenger RNA of Centrocercus urophasianus (Greater sage-grouse), 2002 nucleotides long. RefSeq names its product chromosome unknown C17orf75 homolog (gene CUNH17orf75). The record is from RefSeq and is a predicted model, not a curated record. NCBI's taxonomy places the organism in Eukaryota, Metazoa, Chordata, Aves, Galliformes, Phasianidae. Bases 1 to 1170 code for a protein of 389 amino acids. The transcript has 10 exons. Gene Ontology annotation, cellular component: trans-Golgi network.